GGCGGCGCUGUUGAUAGGGCUUGGUGUGAGCCAAUCAGCGUUGAGGUCACGAGCACGAAGUCAGCAAUUGGGCAGUUUGAAAAGCACCGCCAUUGCACUUUUAACGCACAACGAAGUGCAACUCGUAACUUGUACUCGGGGCUCGCAUCCACAAGGAAGCAUAAACACACCGUGUUGAAAUGGCCGAAGGCUACGUCGGCGACCCUGCGGGCAAAUAUGAAUUCGACGCGCCAUCCCACGUCGUUGAUUUCAAGCAGUUGGCAAAUGAACCGUGUGACGAUACGUGGUUCGAUCGUAAGGCCAUUGAUGUAACACAAGCAACCCCUAAACACAUGGCUGCUGAGGGCCCAAUGAGAAUUGCAGCAACAGGCGUGUCUAAGGUUGCUAGUGCCACGCAGUCUUGUGACAGCGGUGCUGUUCCAAAGAUUAAAGACAGUGAUCGACCACGCAGAGUUUCAACAGUCAAGAGGAAAGUUGGUUUACCUUCUCAUCCAUCCAAAAAGGCUAAAAUGGCCUUCAAAUCUAAAAGUGCUGAGGAUCAAGAGGAGACCAGCAGAAAUGUGAACAAUGAAGAAAAGUAUUGUGUUGGAGAACCCAAAUUGCCUUCAUCUGACAGUCUUCACAAUGAAGAACCCUCCACAUCAACAAAUGUGCCAGCUGAUUGCAGUGUGCCCAGACCUGGGAAGCGUCGAGCAAGUAACAAAAAAGAGGUGAUCAAAGAUCCCUAUGUGCCAGUUGCCGAGCAUAUCAUGCAGCUACAGAAGCGAACCCCCGAACGCUUCCAUCAGUUGAGUCUGCAGGAAAGAGCCAAAGGUCCACCCAAAGCAAAAGCCCAGCGAUUGCGGCUCACUCGUCCUCAAUCCCCGAAGUUUGCAUCAAGACUGAGGAGCCGACCCACCACAGUAAAAAGCAGUGCACAGUUGGAGGCUGAAAAAGAGGAAAUUGAACUUAAAAAGUCAAAUUUCAAGGCCCAAGAGCUGAACAAAAAAAUUCUCGAGAGAGGAGAGACUCUGAAGAAGCCAGUGGUGAAGGAGUCCACUGCACAAGAAGCUUUCACAAUGCACAUUGAAAAGAGACUACAGGAGAGGGAGGCAACUAAACCUCAAGAUGAAGCACGUCCCACUUUCAAAGCGCAAGAACUGCCCAAGAAGAUCCUGGAUGGAGUUGUGGGAGUGCCAGGAAAGAGAGUGAAGCAGCCAACUGUAGCACAUUCGCCAGCCUUCACCCUCCCCAAGAAAGUUCGUAUUGAUGUAACCACUGAAGAAGUGAAACCUCCCUCCUUGAUCAAGCAUACUCCAGUUCCUCAAUUUGGCAUCCCCUUUCAGCCCAUGCUUCAAGAAAAGCGACGCACGGAGGUGUGUCCUUUCUCAUUCGAGCAGAGGGAACAAGAGAAGAGGAAACUUAAGGAAAUCCAGGAACGAAAGGAAAAGGAGGAUGAGGUUCCAGCAUUCAAAGCUCAGCUGCUGCCACACUUUGACAGGGUCAAUCUCCCUGAAAAGAAGAAAGUUGAGCCCACGAAACCUGAGCCCUUCAGACUUCUGGUUGAUGAACGCGGCACAGCCAAGAGUGACCGCCUGGAGCAAUUGAUGAAAGAGGAGCACAAAAAAAUGAAGGAGGUGGCAACAUUCAAAGCCAGGCCCAACAAAGUCACCCAAAAAGAACCUUUUCAGCCGAAAAAAGAAGAGAGGGCUGCAGUGGUUGUGGAGUCUUUUGAGCUGGCGACUGAGCGACGUGCCAGGAUUCGUGAUGUGUUUCAGCAGCAACUUUGCGAGAAGGAGGCCGCCUCAGCACUCAUGGAGGAGCAAUACCGGCGGGAGCAGGAGGAGAAGGAGAAAAUGGACAUCGCCGAACUUCGGCAGCAACAAGUCCACAAGGCACAACCCAUUCGGCACUACAAAACUGUGGAGGUGAAGAAGAGCGAAGUUCCACUCACCAUCCCAAAGUCUCCAAAUCUUUCUGACCGGUUCCGUCUUUAAUCAUGUGCAUAGCCCCCCCCCCCUUAUAUAUUGUUCAUUCUUGAUGCGAUAAAGUUCGUUUUCCUAUCGACGAGAUAAUUUCUCCUUUCAAGUUAAAUUAACAUCUUUAAAUAUUUACUGCAAACAUUUCCUGGUGUUUAAAAUGUCAUUUGUCCCGCAAAUGACACGGCACUCACAUGUUAGCUCAUGUAAAUGUGAACUGAGGUCAAUGUACUGGAUUUGCAUUGUUUUAUGUCGCCUCACUUGGCAAAUGCUUGUUUUAAGUCCCGUUUCACUCUGAAUUUCAUUCUGUCUUACCUUUUUUAAAGUUGAACAGCUCAUCUGUCCUGUUGUUAUAUAAAGGUCUUUGAAAGUAC
Syngnathoides biaculeatus (alligator pipefish) is the source of this 2332-nucleotide messenger RNA. RefSeq names its product TPX2 microtubule nucleation factor (gene tpx2). Gene Ontology annotation, cellular component: microtubule; spindle. Bases 180 to 1976 code for a protein of 598 amino acids. NCBI's taxonomy places the organism in Eukaryota, Metazoa, Chordata, Actinopteri, Syngnathiformes, Syngnathidae. The transcript has 15 exons. The record is from RefSeq and is a predicted model, not a curated record. Gene Ontology annotation, biological process: activation of protein kinase activity; regulation of mitotic spindle organization.